AAAAUGUAUAUGUACGAUACUGCACAUCUGAGGGAAAAAAGGGAAGAAAGUUGAACUCUUUCCAGGGUUUAUCAAUAUAGCACGUUUUAGGCGCUUCAACAGAUGGAGGGACGCUUUUCAACGGAGCGACAGAUUGAAACUGAAAGGCCGAGAGACUCGUAUCGGGAUACAACAGUCAAGCGUGUUGUUUCUAACUAAGCGUUCUCGGUUCGUUCUCUGAGAUGACAAGCUUGUGAUGUCCCGCACUCGGCGGUUUGGUAGGCCAUACAGGCUAUACGCAACAGACAACCAUGAUAAGUGAUGCAUUGCACGUGUUCGAUCAUUCUACACAGGUUCCGACUGUUCUACAUUGUGCUUGUAUUUUUCACCUGUGUUUAGAUACCUAAACUAAAGUGAAUAAUACAAUCAACGUCAAAAUGGCUGGAUCCUCCUACUGAAAACGAACUGACCUGGGAAGUGCUGGUGUUAAUCCGGAUUCUUGAAAUGCCUGGAGAGCAAACCAUCCGUCGAAAAUAUGAUCGCCUCAUAUUGGGGCAAGAAAACCAAAAGGAGUUAUCUCCCUGUGAAUGGAUUACCUCCCAUUCAAUCUGGCCGCAACAAGCCAGGAAUAUGGACCCUGCUUUGGUGGUUCUUGCUGAUUGCAGAGGUGUUCAUCUACAGCUCGUACACCAUCCUGGCACACCUGUGUCUGGUGGAGGGGAAACUGCCGUUCAGGUCAUCAUCAGUUGUCCUGUCUACAGAAGUUGUAAAGAUUGUCUUGUCUGUGGCAAUGAUGUUCCCGGAACUGCGAAGAGGUGAUAUCACCGUACCAUCACUGGCCAACUGCCUGCCGUUCUUGGUUCCUGCUGUGUUGUACUGCAUCAACAAUAACCUCAGUGUUUACAUGCAGGUGCAUAUGGACCCCACCACCUACCAGAUCCUUGGCAACAUGAAGGUGAUCACUACUGCAGUACUUUACCGGGUGAUCAUACAAAGGAGGCUGACCUUCAUCCAGUGGGCAUCAUUGGUUGUGCUAGGUACAGCAGGCAUGUUUGACAGCUAUGGAGGUAUACAGUCCAAGGGUUUGGCAUCGUCUGGAGAGAUACACCUUACUGUGGCAGGUCUGAUCAUGAUGUUCUCUUACUGUUGUAUAUCAGGCUUCGCAGGUGUCUACACAGAAUACAUAUUAAAGAGACACUAUCAGACAUCUCUCCAUGUUCAGAACACUCUCUUGUACACGUUCGGUAUUGUCCUCAAUGGUGGAGUGUGGGCUGUGCAGGAGGUUGGGAGCAGCAAGGAAGGAGGUGAGAGCUCAGGUAUGUUUGAUGGAUUCACAUUCUACACCUGGGUGAUCGUGGUCACACAGGCCUUCAAUGGACUGAUAAUGUCGGCCAUCAUGAAGCAUAGCAGUAACAUCACACGUCUCUUCAUCAUCUCCUGCGCCAUGCUGGUGACGACCCUGCUCUCGGUCGCCAUCUUCCAGCUGACCCUCAACAUGUAUUAUGUCCUUGCGUUUAUCUUGGUUGUAAUGGCCCUGUACAUGUAUCAUAGAUGAGGCUGUUAUGGAACUGUUUAUUGAGGCGUGUUUUAAUGGGCAUGACGUGCAAAGUGAUGAUGUGAAAGGUUGUUCAAUGUUUGAUUGUUAUGGUUAGAGACUCUGGAGCAGGGAUGAGAAUUUUCCGCGGAUCCGGGAGAAUUCCAGGAAUUUCAUAAGGCCAAGGGUCAUUUUUGUGAAUCGUCCAAAUC
Haliotis rubra (blacklip abalone) is the source of this 1725-nucleotide messenger RNA. Its product is annotated as probable UDP-sugar transporter protein SLC35A4. Gene Ontology annotation, cellular component: Golgi membrane. The coding region runs from base 515 to 1534 and encodes 339 amino acids. The record is from RefSeq and is a predicted model, not a curated record. The transcript has 10 exons. Gene Ontology annotation, molecular function: pyrimidine nucleotide-sugar transmembrane transporter activity. NCBI's taxonomy places the organism in Eukaryota, Metazoa, Mollusca, Gastropoda, Lepetellida, Haliotidae. Gene Ontology annotation, biological process: pyrimidine nucleotide-sugar transmembrane transport.